AUGGGCGCGGCCUGCUGCUCGGAAAUCGACAAGGCCCCUGGGGCGAACCAGCCGGCACCAGUUCGCUCUCAACCGAGUUUGCUACCGCCUCUGCCAGGUGAAGCUGAGCAGCUACGAAGCCCUCCGUGCCCUCCCGAGGAGCAUGUGCAGGCUGAAGCCUCUGACACCUCGGGUCUGGCAUCAGGAGAUGGUGACACCCAAGUAUCGGAAAUGGUGGACGAAGUUACUGCCAAGGAGCAGCGCCAGCAGGCCAAGCAAGUGGUCAAAGAUUUUGCCACCGCCUAG
Symbiodinium natans is the source of this 285-nucleotide messenger RNA. NCBI's taxonomy places the organism in Eukaryota, Dinophyceae, Suessiales, Symbiodiniaceae. The record is from the annotation of a GenBank genome assembly.